AUGUUUUACUCCAUGUACUAUAGAAGCAGAGGAACAGUGUUUACCUCAGUCCCAUUGGGUUUCAAAGCAGUCAGUCCCAAAGUGGGGUUCCUGUUUGUCUCCGCAGCCCUAACAGCCUACACCUACCUCACCAUCUUUGACCUGUUCAGUUUGAUCACCUGUCUGAUCAGCUCCUGGGUCAGCAUGAAGAAGCCCAGUCAAGUCUACUCCUUUGGGUUUGAGCGGCUGGAAGUGUUGGCGGUGUUUGCCUCCACGGUGCUGGUGCAGCUGGGAGCUCUGUUCAUCCUGAAGGAGAGUGUGGAGCGCUUCAUGGAGCAGCCGGAGGUCCACACGCUGUCUCACUCAGAGGAGCACCACUGUAGGCUGUCCCACUCAGAGGAGAACCACUGUAGGCUGUCUCACUCAGAGGAGAACCACUGUAGGCUGUCCCACUCAGAGGAGAACCACUGUAGGCUGUCCCACUCAGAGGAGAACCACUGUAGGCUGUCUCACUCAGAGGAGAACCACUGUAGGCUGUCCCACUCAGAGGAGAAGAACUGUAGGCUGUCUCACUCAGAGGAGAACCACUGUAGGCUGUCCCACUCAGAGGAGAACCACUGUAGACUGUCCCACUCAGAGGAGAACCACUGUAGGCUGUCCCACUCAGAGGAGAACCACUGUAGGCUGUCCCACUCAGAGGAGAACCACUGUAGGCUGUCCCACUCAGAGGAGAAGAACUGUAGGCUGUCUCACUCAGAGGAGAACCACUGUAGGCUGUCCCACUCAGAGGAGAACAACUGUAGACUGUCCCACUCAGAGGAGAACCACUGUAGGCUGUCCCACUCAGAGGAGAACCACUGUAGGCUGUCCCACUCAGAGGAGAACCACUGUAGGCUGUCCCACUCAGAGGAGAAAACUGUAGGCUGUCCCACUCAGAGGAGAAGAACUGUAGCUGAGGAGAACCACUGUAGGCUGUCCCACUCAGAGGAGAACCACUGUAGGCUGUCCCACUCAGAGGAGAACCACUGUAGGCUGUCCCACUCAGAGGAGAACCACUGUAGGCUGUCCCACUCAGAGGAGAACCACUGUAGGCUGUCUCACUCAGAGGAGAACCACUGUAGGCUGUCCCACUCAGAGGAGAAGAACUGUAGGCUGUCUCACUCAGAGGAGAACCACUGUAGGCUGUCCCACUCAGAGGAGAACAACUGUAGACUGUCCCACUCAGAGGAGAACCACUGUAGGCUGUCCCACUCAGAGGAGAACCACUGUAGGCUGUCCCACUCAGAGGAGAACCACUGUAGGCUGUCCCACUCAGAGGAGAAGAACUGUAGGCUGUCUCACUCAGAGGAGAACCACUGUAGGCUGUCCCACUCAGAGGAGAACAACUGUAGACUGUCCCACUCAGAGGAGAACCACUGUAGGCUGUCCCACUCAGAGGAGAACCACUGUAGGCUGUCCCACUCAGAGGAGAACCACUGUAGGCUGUCCCACUCAGAGGAGAACCACUGUAGGCUGUCCCACUCAGAGGAGAAGAACUGUAGGCUGUCCCACUCAGAGGAGAAGAACUGUAGCUGGUCCCACUCAGAGGAGAACCACUGUAGGCUGUCUCACUCAGAAGAGAACCACUGUAGGCUGUCCCACUCAGAGGAGAACCACUGUAGGCUGUCCCACUCAGAGGAGAACCACUGUAGGCUGUCCCACUCAGAGGAGAACCACUGUAGGCUGUCCCACUCAGAGGAGAACCACUGUAGACUGUCCCACUCAGAGGAGAACCACUGCUGUCUCACUCAGAGGAGAACCACUGUAGGACUGUCCCACUCAGAGGAGAACCACUGUAGGCUGUCUCACUCAGAGAGAAAGAACUGUAGGCUGUCCCACUCAGAGGAGAACCACUGUAGGCUGUCUCACUCAGAGGAGAACCACUGUAGGCUGUCCCACUCAGAGGAGAACCACUGUAGGCUGUCCCACUCAGAGGAGAACCACUGUAGGCUGUCCCACUCAGAGGAGAAGAACUGUAGCUGGUCCCACUCAGAGGAGAACCACUGUAGGCUGUCUCACUCAGAGGAGAACCACUGUAGGCUGUCCCACUCAGAGGAGAAGAACUGUAGGCUGUCUCACUCAGAGGAGAACAACUGUAGACUGUCCCACUCAGAGGAGAACCACUGUAGGCUGUCCCACUCAGAGGAGAACCACUGUAGGCUGUCCCACUCAGAGGAGAACCACUGUAGCCUGUCCCACUCAGAGGAGACCCACUGUAGGCUGUCCCACUCAGAGGAGAACCACUGUAGGCUGUCUCACUCAGAGGAGAACCACUGUAGGCUGUCCCACUCAGAGGAGAACCACUGUAGGCUGUCCCACUCAGAGGAGAACCACUGUAGGCUGUCCCACUCAGAGGAGAACAACUGUAGGCUGUCCCACUCAGAGGAGAACCACUGUAGGCUGUCCCACUCAGAGGAGAACCACUGUAGGCUGUCCCACUCAGAGGAGAACCACUGUAGGCUGUCCCACUCAGAGGAGAACCGCUGUAGGCUCUCCCACUCAGAGGAGAACCGCUGUAGACUGUCCCACUCAGAGGAGAACCGCUGUAGGCUGUCCCACUCAGAGGAGAACCGCUGUAGGCUGUCCCACUCAGAGGAGAACCACUGUAGGCUGUCCCACUCAGAGGAGCACCACUGUAGGCUGUCCCACUCAGAGGAGAACCGCUGUAGGCUGUCCCACUCAGAGGAGAACCACUGUAGGCUGUCUCACUCAGAGGAGAACCACUGUAGGCUGUCCCACUCAGAGGAGAACCACUGUAGGCUGUCCCACUCAGAGGAGAACCGCUGUAGGCUCUCCCACUCAGAGGAGAACCGCUGUAGGCUGUCCCACUCAGAGGAGAACCGCUGUAGGCUGUCCCACUCAGAGGAGAACCGCUGUAGGCUGUCCCACUCAGAGGAGAACCACUGUAGGCUGUCCCACUCAGAGGAGAACCACUGUAGGCUGUCCCACUCAGAGGAGAACCGCUGUAGGCUGUCCCACUCAGAGGAGAACCACUCAGUGGGGAUAGGGGUCAUGCUCCUACAGCAGUGGGGUCAUGCUCCUACAGCAGUGGGGUCAUGCUCCUACAGCAGUGGGGUCAUGCUUCUACAGCAGUGGGGUCAUGCUCCUACAGCAGUGGGGUCAUGCUCCAGCAGCAGUGAGGUCAUGCUCCAGCAGCAGUGGGGUCAUGCUCCUACAGCAGUGGGGUCAUGCUCCUGCAGCAGUGGGGUCAUGCUCCAGCAGCAGUGGGGUCAUGCUCCUGCAGCAGUGGGGUCAUGCUCCUGCAGCAGUGGGGUCAUGCUCCUGCAGCAGUGGGGUCAUGCUCCUGCAGCAGUGAGGUCAUGCUCCAGCAGCAGUGGGGUCAUGCUCCAGCAGCAGUGGGGUCAUGCUCCUGCAGCAGUGGGGUCAUGCUCCUGCAGCAGUGGGGUCAUGCUCCAGCAGCAGUGGGGUCAUGCUCCAGCAGCAGUGGGGUCAUGCUCCUGCAGCAGUGGGGUCAUGCUCCUGCAGAAGUGGGGUCAUGCUCCUGCAGCAGUGGGGUCAUGCUCCUGCAGCAGUGAGGUCAUGCUCCUGCAGCAGUGA
Molecule: messenger RNA, 3576 nt
Organism: Knipowitschia caucasica
Lineage: Eukaryota; Metazoa; Chordata; Actinopteri; Gobiiformes; Gobiidae
Source: the annotation of a GenBank genome assembly